GGUAUGUCUGCAGUAUAAAAAGACGUCCACGACAUUGAUCCGCCACUUGAUACGUUUCAAUCAUGUUUGCUAUCCUUCUUUUAGCAGCAGCUGUGUCUGCGGCCCCCCACGCCCCAGUGCCCGCUCUUUAUGAGCCAAACAACCAAAUCGUCAAUGGUGAAAUCGCCAGACAGCACGAGUUCCCAUUCCAAAUCUCCCUUAAACGACAGGGACUUUUUGGAAGCAGUCACAGUUGUGGAGCUGUCAUGAUUGAUUCUACAUGGAUUAUGUCCGCCGCUCAUUGCACACAGGGAGGACGUCAAGAAUUGGAGUUGGUUGCCGGAGCACACCGAAGAAAUCGCGAAGACGUCACUGGAGCUGAACAAGUCCGAACAGUUUCGCAACUUGUAAACCACCCUGGAUUCCGCAAUGACGGUUCCCAAGGAUUCCCCGAUGACAUCUGUCUCAUGAGAGUGAAUCAGCCAUUCAGCAUUGAUGGACGAACAGCUGCAGUAAUCCCAAGAGCCAGUGGUAGCACUGAUUUCGCCGGACAAAGUUGUACCAUCUCUGGGUGGGGUGACACCACCGCUGGGGAUGGCGUACCUGCUGAUGCACUUAGGAAAACAACACUUCCGGUCCUGUCACAAACAGAGUGUGCAGCCUUUUGGAGCCAAGUCAACUUCGCUCGCCACAUCUGUAUCUUCGAUGUGUCCGGAAACACUGGAUCAUGCCAGGGUGACUCCGGUGGCCCAAUGAGAUGUUCCGAGGGAGGACAAAAUGUCGUUGCUGGAGUAACUAGCUGGGGAGUUGUCGGAUGCACCGGAAUGCCAAACGUGUACACCAGAGUUGCUUCUUACAACAGCUGGAUCUGCCAGACCACUGGCAACGCCGUCCAAGGUUGCUAGGAAUUGAAUUGUCAUGAAUUUAAAAAUAAUUUAUAAGAAAUUGUACACACAAGAAUAACACAUUCGUUUAGUUUUAUGAUUGCUAAAGACGUCUAGCUAUUUAAAUAUAUAUGCCUGUUGUUUCUAAACUGAUGAAUGUUACUCAGGGGGUCAUUAAACAGAAACGUAUUAAGUUAUUUUAGAAAUUCCAAGUCCCUUGUUACUUUACUAUGUCAUCAUAAUAUCACUGGUUACUAUAAUUGAUUCCGGAACUCCUAACUUUGCAAGUUUCUUGAAACACAAUGUACUCUAAGAUGGGAUAACAUUGGCAUCGUCAUGCGUAUGGGCAUCGAGUUUAAUGAGGUUCAACACCGACGUUAAUAU
Molecule: messenger RNA, 1247 nt
Organism: Owenia fusiformis
Lineage: Eukaryota; Metazoa; Annelida; Polychaeta; Sabellida; Oweniidae
Source: the annotation of a GenBank genome assembly